AUGUACAUACAAUUCCAGCUACAACCGGCUCCUGUACCACGCUAUCCCCCGGAGCGACUUAGAGGGUGGUCCUACAGACGUCUGGACACAGUAGCUCUGGCCGCUCACCUGGUCGCCUUCCCAACUCCUCAAACCAAUGCCACUACAACCGCGGACGAAGCUGCCGACCAGAUGGCCACGUACCUCUCUGCAGCUUGCGACUCCUGUAUGUCACCCAGAGCCCCACCUCCUGCAGGCAGGAAGCAGGUCCAUUGGUGA
Molecule: messenger RNA, 258 nt
Organism: Macrosiphum euphorbiae (potato aphid)
Lineage: Eukaryota; Metazoa; Arthropoda; Insecta; Hemiptera; Aphididae
Source: the annotation of a GenBank genome assembly